This is a messenger RNA of Penicillium longicatenatum, 1557 nucleotides long. RefSeq names its product cytochrome P450. The transcript has 2 exons. Lineage: Eukaryota; Fungi; Ascomycota; Eurotiomycetes; Eurotiales; Aspergillaceae. Bases 1 to 1557 code for a protein of 518 amino acids. Gene Ontology annotation, molecular function: monooxygenase activity; iron ion binding; heme binding. The record is from RefSeq and is a predicted model, not a curated record.
AUGACUUCCCUGGUAGGCGUGCUUGUUCUUGUUACCAUUGCCUGCCAGGUUAUCUACAAGCUUUAUGGAACACCUCUGCGGAAGGUCCCAGGACCUAUGUCUUUUGCCAUAACUAAAUGGCGACUUGCAUACGAGGACUACAAGGGUGUUAGAACGCGGUUCAUUCACGCUUUACACCAGAAUUAUGGCACUGCUGUUCGCGUUGGGCCAAACGAGGUGUCUUUCUCCUCUCUUUCCGCCUUGAGAACUAUAUACGGUGCUGGCUCGGGAUUCGAGCGAACGGACUUCUACAGAAUGUUUGAUGUUUACGGUAGACAAAAUUUGUUUAGCUUUGCUGAAGCCAAGAAACACACCGAGAGAAAGAAGCUCCUGGCCCACGCCUACUCGAAAAGUACCAUAUUGUCACCUCACGAAAUGGCAAAGCCGCUGAUUGAGAAAAAUGUGAAAAGUUACUUGGACCUCUUGGAUCGCGAGAAAGGAGUGGCCGAGGAGGUAUACCAGAGUUUGCAUUGGUUCAGUCUUGAUAGCAUUACUGGUUUCCUGUAUGGAGAGAAACUUCAAUACAGUGGAACCGAUGCUAUUGGGGGAAACAAGGCUCACAGAAGUCUUGUUGGUGAUAUCAUUAAUCCGGGCAGGCGGAAGCUAAGCUGGUUUAUGGUGCACUUGCGCGUUUACACCAAAUGGCUAUACAGGAGAACCGGCAUUACCAAAAAGGUGGUUGAGAGCUUGAGGUUGCUUCCCAUGCAAAACCCUACCACUUAUAGUGGCAUUCAAACUCAUGCUCUUCUAUCCACCAACAAAUUUGAUAUUUCUGUUUUUUGUGCACUUCUCGGAAAGCCGCAUAUCCAAGAGCCGUCUGUCAUGGAGAAGUUGUGGAAUCAGACAGACGCAAGUGAGGAAACUCGCCUAGGUAGCCUUGACAGGGCCUCUGAGAUGGCCGAUCACUGUUUAGCUGGUAUCGAUACGACAAGCGACACGCUAAUGUUCGCUAUAUGGGCAUUAUCCCGCCAUCAGAACAAAGCGUACCAGCAGAAGCUGAUCGAGGAGGUUACCAGCAUAUCAGAAAAGGAGUGCAAUGAAGAUGGCAUUCCUACUGUUGAGGCUGCAGACAAACUACCGUACCUCGGUGCCAUCAUUAAAGAGACCCUUCGACUCUAUGCUCCAUUGCCAGCGUCGGAGCCACGUUCACUUCCCGUCGACACCAUGAUCGAUGGAUACGCCAUCCCAGCCCGGACGGUUGUAAGCAUGUCGCCUUAUACGCUUCACCGGAAUGCAGAAGUAUUCCCCGAUCCGUUGGUGUUCAAACCGGAACGCUGGCUCGGAGAGUGUGGUGAUCUCGCAGAAAUGAAGAAGUGGUUCUGGGCUUUUUCCAGUGGAGGCCGGAUGUGCAUUGGAUUGCAUCUUGCUAUGGCUGAGAUGACGACUCUUCUAGCUGCCAUCUAUCGAGAAUACACCACAAGUGAGUAUGAGAAGCAGCGAGGGGUCAGCCCAGGAAUUACCAGUCGCUUUGAGGUUUUCUAUGAUGAGACUCUGCCAAGAAUGGAGGUAAGUCAAUAA